AUGGGUUACGGUAUUGGUUCAGUUCCAGCACUCAAUAACUUGGCCUGUCAAACGAGUGCAAUGAACACGGUAAUUGACCAAAUUGCCGACGUAAAGCGGCAAUCAAUUGCAUAUUUCGCGAAACUUUCUGAAAUUCUUGCAUUUUCGCUUGCGGACAAACCGAUUGCUGAAAGACCGAUUUCAUGGACGACACCGUACAUGGAUUCGCAAGGUGCAGGACCUACACUGUCGCUCUCGAUGCCAAUUUUAAAUACCAUGGAAAACGGCAGUGGUCUGUUGGGAGUCGCAGCAGUUGACAUACUUUUCAAGCAGAUCGCUAGGAUACUUCCCGAAACUGAGCAAAUGUAUGCAUUUAUCGUCGAUAACAACGGAAUUGCCAUCUACCACCCAUACCUUAAAGUACCGGUAUGUCAGUUCUUUUUAGCAGUAUUUUAUUUUGAUUGUGUUUCAUCGUCGCUUUUCCUUCGCCAUCGGUACAACCAACGAACAUUUCGAUUCUGCUAUGCUCUGAAUCCACGAUAUAUUUUUGUAUAG
Molecule: messenger RNA, 534 nt
Organism: Gongylonema pulchrum
Lineage: Eukaryota; Metazoa; Nematoda; Chromadorea; Rhabditida; Gongylonematidae
Source: the annotation of a GenBank genome assembly